Messenger RNA from [Torrubiella] hemipterigena, 2578 nucleotides. Lineage: Eukaryota; Fungi; Ascomycota; Sordariomycetes; Hypocreales; Clavicipitaceae. The record is from the annotation of a GenBank genome assembly.
AGCAUCUUUCCUCUCCCACCGCCCGCCCGCCUUCUUCCUUCUCUCUCUCCCCUACAAAACAACAACUCACACACUUUUCCCGCAACCCGUCACUUCCUUGUUUGCACGCAUUCUGUGAAUAGCUGCAUAUCAACCUUUUGAAAACAAAGCCGUAUUCGUUUUUUAUUCCCCUUCUUUCAAACACACCCUCUCCUACUUCUUUGACAAAUUUCCAUCAAAAUGGGUAACGAAGAUGCUGUCUACCUUGCCAAGCUUGCUGAGCAGGCCGAGCGCUACGAGGAAAUGGUUGAGAACAUGAAGAUUGUCGCCUCUGAGGACCGCGAUUUGACUGUUGAGGAGCGCAACCUUCUCUCCGUCGCCUACAAGAACGUUAUCGGCGCUCGCCGUGCCUCUUGGAGAAUAGUCACCUCCAUCGAGCAGAAGGAGGAGUCCAAGGGCAACUCUAGCCAGGUUACUCUCAUCAAGGAGUACCGCCAGAAGAUUGAGGAUGAGCUCGCCAAGAUCUGCGAGGACAUCCUCGACGUCCUUGACAAGCACCUGAUCCCCUCCGCCAAGUCUGGCGAGUCUAAGGUCUUCUACCACAAGAUGAAGGGUGAUUACCACCGCUACCUCGCCGAGUUCGCUACUGGCGACAAGCGCAAGGACUCUGCCGACAAGUCUCUCGAGGCUUACAAGGCUGCCACCGAGGUUGCCCAGACUGAGCUUCCUCCCACUCACCCCAUCCGUCUUGGCCUUGCCUUGAACUUCUCCGUCUUCUACUACGAGAUCCUCAACGCCCCCGACCAGGCUUGCCACCUCGCUAAGCAGGCCUUCGACGAUGCCAUUGCUGAGCUCGACACCCUCUCUGAGGAGAGCUACAAGGACUCUACCCUCAUCAUGCAGCUCCUCCGUGACAACCUCACUCUCUGGACCUCUUCUGAGGCCGAGACCUCCGGCGCCGCCGAUGCCUCUAAGCCUGAGGAGUCCGCCGCCGCUGAGCCCGCCACCACCGCCGCGGCCGAGGAGCCCAAGGCCGAGUAAAGUGCCAAAAGUUCGAUGGACAACACGACCAGACUUCAACCACCUCUCGGUUUGUCGACUUGUCUAAUGUCUCCGGAAUAAAGGUAGACGUUUCUGUUUUUUAUCAAGAGCUACGGCAUUUUUAACGGUAAAACACCAAAGAAAUCAACCAAGGGGCUUGUGCGUAUGUUUUUUGUUUUUACCUUGUCUUUUAUCAGCAACCCGACGGAUCGGUAAUGCUUGCAAGGGCAAUCCUUUGGAGGAGCUCUAUGCAGCAUGUCAAGAUACGACCGCAUGGGUAAAUAAAACUACGAAAAUUGCUUUCAAUAUACCGAACACCACGUUCAUCCGGUAAUGAAGAUUAUACCCAAAGCUCUCUGUGGCCCUUUGUGCUUCUGUGUGAUGAUGUAAUGCAGUGAAAGUGUAAUGUUAAAACAUUUUGUUCAAAUGUAUUGUUAAUUCUUGAUUCGUAUUAUUCAUUAAUGCUAUUUGUCAUCAUCAUCCAGUACCGCAAAAUGUACUUUGAGCCAAAGGCUGCAAUCGUGGCAACCAACCAUGAGUUCACCGAGCUCUUGCGCCUCUUCAAGAUCCUGUUCUUGAAACGUAUACCCUUUAUCAUUGCCACAUCGACACGAGCGAAACCAGCGCUCUCCAUCUUCAUCAAACUCCAAAUCGUCCAAGUCGACAUUCUCGAUACCCGUCUGGAAACGGGAUAAUUCGCCAUCGUUGCCCGCAUUUCUGGCCAGCCGAAGAGCCACAUCAUACUCGGCCCGCUUAGCUGGAGAAGAAAUGAUGGCAAACGCCUGGCUAAUCUGAUCCACCGUGUAUAGGGAUUCUUCUUUUACCGACGAAUCCCGCGCUUUGUCAGGAUGGUUGAGUAGCAGGGCGCGGUGGUAUGCCCGCUUUAUAAGAGUGGCGGCAGCAUCUGAGUUUUCAAUGGCCGAUGCCGUCAGGUUGAGCACUUGGUAGUGAGUGGCAUCGGUGGCAGGACGGCCCAAAGAGGGGCCAUCCAUCUGGCCUUGUGGUUUUAAAGAAGUUGCGAGAGUUGAGAUUUGGAAGAAAUUGAACACAGUGGUCAGUGGUCGACGUCCAGAACUGGUGUAAGAAAGUCUGCAAGUGGCGUCACGUGACGGUGGUGAUGUCCAAAAUUGGUAGCAGAUGCCAGUCGUAUCAACCUGUUCUGGAUAGAUGGCAGGCGUAAUUGGAAGAAGAUAUUUGAUACAGAGAUUGGCUUGUUUACUAGUACUUAUAAUUAUGCUCGAAUAGCUAGGGGGUUAUCAAUCACAUCUGCGAAAGGCAUGGUGCCGCAUAAGCUCCUGAGACUAUAGCGACACAACUGUUGGCAAUGAAAGGCUGUUGUAUAAAAUUACAGGUGUAUAUAUGUACAUAUUCGUCGUUUUGAUACAGUUUGGGCGAGGCUCUGCCGGUCUCGAGAGGUUUAUUUUGGGAACUUGGUCCAGUUCUUCUUGCCGACCUAGAAGUGUAUUUGUUAGUUUGUCUCCAUUGGGAUAGUGUCGUUUGAUAUGCGUACCUUUUUCCAGGCCUUGAUGAGCUGAGGCAUCUCCAGCAUGGCUUUUCU